Molecule: messenger RNA, 1026 nt
Organism: Vittaforma corneae ATCC 50505
Lineage: Eukaryota; Fungi; Microsporidia; Nosematidae
Exons: 1
Coding region: 1-1026 (341 amino acids)
Biological process (GO): tRNA processing
Molecular function (GO): flavin adenine dinucleotide binding; tRNA dihydrouridine synthase activity
Source: RefSeq, a predicted model, not a curated record
AUGUGCAAGAAAAACUUUAUAGAGUAUCUCAACAGCAUAAAAAAGCCAUGGAAGUUUCUUGCGCCGAUGGUGGGAAACUGCGAACAGGCCUAUAGAAUACUUGCUCGCAAAUAUGGAGCUGAUGUCUGCUACACUGAGAUGGUGAACUGUAAAGUGUUCAAUAGAAGUAAGUGUAAUCCAGUAGACAACAUAUGGUACAGCACUAGCAACAUAGAUAGACCUCUCGUAGUACAGAUCUGCGGAGAUGACCCGGAAGCCAUGCUGCAGACGUGUCUUUCUGUACAAGACUGCUGCGAUGCUAUAGAUAUAAAUUUCGGGUGUCCUCAGGACGUGGCAAAAAGAGGGCACUAUGGAUCAUACUUGCAGGACGAGUGGGAUCUUAUUUCCAGAAUAGUUUCCACAUGUACCUUGGGGAUCAAAAUUCCAUUGUUUUGUAAAAUCCGUGUUUUUGACUCGAUUGAAAAAACAGUUGAAUAUGCAAAAAUUUUUGAAAAAGCAGGUGCGAGCCUGCUGGUAGUCCAUGGCAGAACAAGAGAACAAAAAGGCGUCAACACUGGCCUUGCAAGCUGGGAGCAUAUUAGAGCUGUUAAGGCUGCGCUAAAUAUUCCUGUUGUGGCUAAUGGAAACAUGAUACUCCAUGGCGACAUUCAAAGAUGCUGGGAGCAUACAGGCUGCGAUGGUGUAAUGAUUGCUGAGCCCCAUCUUUUUAAUCCAAGUAUAUUUGCUGGCCAGAGGAUAUCGUCACUUUCUAUAUUCUGCGACUAUUUAAACAUUGUUAAGUCAAAUACAAACCUAUUUGUGAAUGGCGAUGCAAAGUCGCAUUGCUUUAAGAUAUUCAACACAUUGCUAACUAAGAUUCCAAGUUUAAGAACUGUUCUUGACAAGUCAAGGUCCUUGGAUGACUAUUUUGAGUUUUGUAGGCUUGUUGAAGACAUGCUUAAGCAGAGCAAAAUUGCAGAGGGUGAUUUGGCGAUGCACCCAUACAUUAGGAACCGUGAUGUGCAGAGUAUGAAUAAUGGCACAUAG